Myripristis murdjan (pinecone soldierfish) is the source of this 1978-nucleotide messenger RNA. RefSeq names its product SPARC-like 1 (gene sparcl1). The transcript is spliced from 11 exons. Lineage: Eukaryota; Metazoa; Chordata; Actinopteri; Holocentriformes; Holocentridae. Gene Ontology annotation, biological process: anatomical structure development. The record is from RefSeq and is a predicted model, not a curated record. The coding region runs from base 1 to 1965 and encodes 654 amino acids. Gene Ontology annotation, molecular function: collagen binding; protein binding; calcium ion binding.
AUGAGGGCCCACUUGGUGUUUAUUUGCUUAAUGGCAGCAACGUUUGCUCUGUCUGUAAAGAGUAAACCCCAUGGAAAAUAUCAUGCUUUGUUUAAGACCUCACACACAGCCAAAGAGAAGGAUGUUAUCCCAGAGGAGAACAACAAGGGACAGGUCUUGCCCACUUUUGUCACAUUUGAAGCCAGCAGCCAGGAGCAAGGAGAUGAGGAGAUGAUCUCUGAGGACAAUGCUAAUGCUAACACUAAGAAGGAGGAAGGAGUGUUCGAAGUGACCGAUAGGACUGAUAAAAGCACUGCAGUCCUCCUGAGUGAAGAGGAACUGGUAGACCUCCUGAAGAAAGAGGCGGAAGAAGAAGAAGGCGAGCAGGAAGAAGAAAUGGAAGAGGGCAACUUAGAGAUCGAGGAAAACACCAAAGAAACGAGAGAUGAGGAGGAAGAGAAGGAAGAGAGCAAGCAAGACGCUGAAGUGCUGGAGAAGGAAGACAAGGUGGUGUUGGAAGAAAUAUCUCUUAAGGCAAAGGCAGAAGAGUCCAUCAGCACUAAAGGAGGCAGAGGAGAGAAAGAGGUGGAGGUAGAGGAAACAGAUGGUAGCACAGAGUCAGAGAUCCCAGUAGAUCUUGACUAUGCCGCUGACAGUGGCAUUUCACAAGCUCUACUGCCUGUGUCUGCGGAAAUAAAACCCCCCACCGAUAAAACCCAGCUUCUUUCAAAGACAGAUGUUUCAGAUGUUAAUGAGAAAGAAAUGCUCACCAGUGAGAAAAUAAUACCCACUAUAGCUGACGACUAUGAACAAGACAUGCAAAAUACAGAGCCAGCAGAUAGUGAGGAAGUGGACGACCAGGAUGAGCUCCCUGAAGGAAAAAAUGACAAGGACAAAGGUAAAAAAGAGGCCAAGGCAGACGUGGAGCUUGAGGGGUCACGGCUGGCUGGGAAGGAGGGUGCAGGGGAAGAUGAGAAAACUAAGAAUGACAGUGCAAGUCACAGCAAGGGAAAGACAAGGAAGCAGAAAAAGAACCAGAGGGCAAGGAAGCAUCCUCCACAGAAGGAUGAAACCCGACCCGAGCAGGAGGAGAGCCAACCAGAGGAAUCGGAGGACAGCAGCAUCGACAAUGCAGUGCACAAGGCUAAGAGGAGAAGGGCAGGAAAAUGGGCUCCUUUAGUGGGUAUGAAUCCAGUGCAGAUAAGGGCCACAGUGGAUCUCUACCCCAGUGCCAGGCCCACCCUUGGCGGAGGCAUACAUCACCCAGAAGCUCCUGCUGACCCAUGUGACAACUUCCGAUGCAAGCGUGGAAAGACCUGCAAACUUGAUGCAGACAACAAGCCAGCCUGUGUGUGUCAGGAGCCCUCAGAGUGUCCUCCCAGCGUGAAUGAAUUUGAUCAUGUUUGUGGGACUGACAAUAACACAUAUGACACAUCAUGUGAACUCUUUGCUACAAAAUGCAACCUGGAGGGCACCAAGAGAGGACACAGACUUCAUCUCGACUACACUGGGCCAUGCAAAUUCAUAGCUCCAUGUCUGGACACUGAGCUGGUCCAAUUCCCUCUACGGAUGAGGGACUGGCUGAAAAAUGUGCUGCUGCAGCUCUAUGAACAUGACUCCAUGUCCCCUGGCUUCCUCACUUCCAAACAACGUGCUAGAGUGAGGAAGAUCUUUGAGAGUGAGAGGCGCCUGCAUGCUGGUGAUCACUCCAUCGAGCUGCUGGCCCAAGACUUUGAGAAGAACUACAACAUGUACAUCUACCCAGUGCACUGGCAGUUUGCCCAGAUGGACCAACACCCUUCUGACAGGUUUCUGUCCCACUCAGAGCUGGCCCCACUUAGGGUCCCUCUAGUGCCAAUGGAGCAUUGCACAUCCCGCUUCUUCCAGGAGUGCGACGCUGACAAGGACAAGCAAGUCUCCUUUAAGGAGUGGGCGUACUGCUUCGGCAUCAAGGAUGAGGACAUGGAUGUCAACCUGCUUUUCUGAGCGACAUUGUGAA